Medioppia subpectinata is the source of this 669-nucleotide messenger RNA. Lineage: Eukaryota; Metazoa; Arthropoda; Arachnida; Sarcoptiformes; Oppiidae. The record is from the annotation of a GenBank genome assembly.
AUGUCGGCCAAAAAAGUGAAGUCCAAGUCAUGUCACUCUUGUAAUAAAGAGAAGAUUCUGUUGUCUUUCAAAGAAGACCAAUACAAUCAACGUUUGGCUUAUAUUAAACAACAAAUUCUGUCCAAAUUAGGGAUGAACAUGCAAUUUUUAGAGGCCUCGUCGUUAGUGCAGUCCUCUGUUCCGUUGCCCGAAACGGCACCAAAGGUCGAGCCCUUAGAAUCGGAUAAAAUAUUUAUUUUCCCAACUGUUAAGCGACUAAAUAUUCCUCAGUUUAAUAUAUCUAUCGCUAAAAGCCUGGAGUUUUCGGUCGGACUUAACUCUAUUAAAAAGAUAACUCUAUUUGUAAAGCAAUUGCCAUCACUUCUAACUGUUAAUAUCGACGACAAUAGUGUUGAGAGCGAACUCACUGUUAUAUCGACAGCAGUUCCCGUUAAUGGAGUGUUAACUCGAUAUCAAGACAUCAGUAAUAUGAGAGUUCUUGGGAUCGUUAGCCCGCAGACGGUGGCAGACAAACAAUCGCUUCCCAAUUGGAUUCAAUACGAUUUAACCGAUCUUUUGAAACCAGAAAUCAUUAAAACAAAUAAAUUGGUCUCAUUUGACAGCGAGAGCUAUGAUAUGAAAGAUUCGUUUAUUACGGUUGAACACAACUAUAAUAAUCGAGAGCUAUGA